AUGUCGAGCGUGAGUUCUCCGGAAGACAGUGAAAACCCAGCUGGUACUCUGCGAUGGAUCGACGAGUCUCAAGUCCCUCACAAUGAAAAUGGCGAUGGCUCCGAGUGCAGCUCUGAGUCUGACAACGGAGCUGCAUCGCCCUGCGACUCGGACGACGGUUCGGAGGAUGGAGGUAAUCUGGAUGAAGAGGAAGAGUCCUGCAGCGACUUUGAUGACGACGAAGAGAGCUAUAGUGACGAAGAGGUCCGGCAAGUACACCACGACCGACCGACCAUCCGGGAGGGCGGAACAGCUCAGAAGAAGCCUUUGAAGCAGCCUCCCGCCGAACCCGUUGGACCGUCGUAUCAGCCCGACAACGAAAUAGUCCGACCCGCCAUCUCCCUCAGUCUCUUUGCCGAUGGAGAGAAUGUACUGUACUUUCCCAAAGCCGACGAGACGGUCUCUCCCCUGCCGGGCAGCAUCAAGGAAAUCAUGAAGUGGAAGAUAUCCAAGUACACGCCGCGGGUGGUUCGAAACAUUCUGCGGCAUACUGGCUUCAAGCUUGUUCGAGGAGGCAAAACCUGGGUUGGCUACUGGGGCAAACACAUUUCUGCGGACAAGUUUCAUUUGGUCCAGCCUUGGCAAAAGGUGAACCACUUUCCGAUGACUUUUGAGAUCGGUCGCAAGGACAAGCUUUACGCCAACCUCACCCGGCUGAAACAGCGAUACGGCGCCUUGGAUUUUGAUUUUCUGCCAGAGACAUUCAUCUUACCCCAGCAGCGGCGCAAGCUAAAACGUGUGUUUGACCACCACCCCGUGUGGAUCAUCAAGCCCCCAGCAUCUGCACGAGGAAACGGAAUCCGUUUGGUCAACAAGUGGUCCGACGUUCCAAAGAAGAAGGAGUUGGUGGUGUCGAGGUAUAUACGCGAGCCAUUCUUGAUCGACAAGAAAAAGUUUGACUUGCGCAUCUAUGUCCUGAUCACCAGCUUCGAGCCGCUUCGGCUAUACAUCUACCGCGAGGGCAUUGUCCGCUUUGCAAGCGAGCCCGUCAACAAGAAAAAUAAGUCUCAGAAGGGAACUACCGCGGAAGCGCAGCCCCAUCCGCUAGCGGGCGAUCCAAAGUUCAGCACUGCCACAAACAAGUGGAGCCUGGAGCUGCUCAAAGAAUACUUUACAAAGAUCGGGAUCAACUACAGCCUUGUUUUUGCCUCCAUCAAAGAUCUAGUUGUGAAGACGGUUAUCAGUGCAUAUUCGGCAAACGCAAGCGGUGUCCGGCUCUAUGUACCCAACCGUGCGUACGAGCUCCUGGGGUUCGAUGUUCUUCUCGACAUGAACUUGAGGCCGUGGUUGAUGGAAGUCAACAUCUCGCCAUCUCUCAAGGCCUCGUGUCCCCUGGACGAAGAUAUCAAAUCCAGACUCGUCCAAGAUCUGUUCAACCUCGUUGGAUUCCGGCUCAAGGACCUGGAAAUGUGCCGAGAUUCCCAGAAUGGUAACAAAAGGGCCUCGCAGUGGCGUAAGCCAAACUUGACGACACAGGAGCGCUUGAAGCACAAGUACCAUACAGCAAUGGACAAGGCCAACUGCCUGGCGACCCUUACCGAGGACGACUUUCGGAUCUUGCGAGAGACUGAGAACGAGUUUUAUCGCAGCGGCAGCUUCGAGCGCCUGUUUCCGUCGUCAGAAUCACAGAAGUAUCACCAAUACCUGCACUCGCUGCACUACUACGACCGCCUGCUCCACCAAUGGAUCACGAGCUCGCAGCUCGAUCCAGCCACAAACUUGAUGAUCCUUCGCAAGCUGCCGCUGCCGCCGCUCUCGUAUCCAUCUGUCAAAGACCAACUUCUGGAGGUCGACAUGGCUGGCAUGAUGCAACGUGCUCUCCGCACCAAGAAGCAAACCACUUCCUCGCGUGUCCCCGUCGAAAGCCCUGUGAAGAUGACAAAGUUCUCACCGCCGCUGCCGGUCCGCGGUCCCAAGGCGGUUGGCAUUGGCUCCAAAGCAAGCCUCAGCCAGCAGUCUUCGUUCUCGAGCUUGAGCACGUCUUCGUCUUCAACAUUGCUCAACUCGUCGAUCUCGAGCCUUUCGGCAUCAUCGGCGACCUCGCUCAGCUCAACUCCCCUCUCGAGCAGCCAGUAUUUGAGGGGCGUACUGAAGAAAACACGAGCCCAGUCCAAGUUGCGAGCCAGCCAAUCGAUGCUCAGGGAAAGCACCGAACCCGCCAAGCGCAUCAGUCAGAACAAGUAUCAGACAAAGGCAGCCGACUCCGUGCCCCAGGAUAUCUCGAUGAGGAGCGACGAUCACGAUGACUGCGAUGGCCGAGAUGGGCACAAUCCCCAUUAUAACCAUUAUGACGGCAACUAUUCGUCGCUGUGUACGUACGAGAGUGGCCUCAGCCUCGAGGAGCUGAUACUUGCCGCACACCAAGCGCCGGAUCCCUCCGAGCCCGAAAUUGCACUUUCGGACAUGGUUUCGCUGAGCCUGCGAGACUGUCUCAGCGAAUCAACACGGGACGACUCUCCAGCCGAGCCAGCAGCACUCCGGGAUGCUUCGCUGAGUCUCGAUGACCUGUCAUGCUCCAAGCCCAUGUUGUCGGUGCCGAGUCGACUGGCUCCAAACGGCAACUUGCUCAAGGCCAGGGAGGCGAGCCAAGCUCGCACCGACAUUGAGUCGAUCCCGACCACCGAUCCGUACACCAAAUCAUCGCACCUCGACCUCUUUGUGGCUCCGAGCGUUCUUCGUAUUGCCAGCAGCACCAAGGUGCAGCACAGUCUUGCGACAGCGACAAGCUUUCCUGCCUGGUCGGCGGGCAGGAUGGUCGUUGGUCGGUCCGUCAAUCCGCAUCCCCUGAGACCCGAAGCACCACCACCGCCUCCACCGUCGAUGCUGAGCGGGACUCGGCAGUUUCGCCGGAUUGGCGCCAAGGAGAAACUGAGCGGGGCUCGUCGGUCGAAGAGAGACCGAAGCUCGAUCGUGGACAUUCCAAGCUUUCCGUCAACUCUGCAGUUUGAAUAG
Messenger RNA from Polychytrium aggregatum, 2991 nucleotides. RefSeq names its product tubulin-tyrosine ligase family-domain-containing protein. Gene Ontology annotation, molecular function: tubulin binding; tubulin-glutamic acid ligase activity. Lineage: Eukaryota; Fungi; Chytridiomycota; Chytridiomycetes; Polychytriales. The record is from RefSeq and is a predicted model, not a curated record. Gene Ontology annotation, biological process: protein polyglutamylation; microtubule cytoskeleton organization. Bases 1 to 2991 code for a protein of 996 amino acids. Gene Ontology annotation, cellular component: cilium. The transcript is spliced from 11 exons.